GUUAAUCAUUAACUUUGAACGCUAUUUAGCAUAGCAUGCUAGCUCGGCUGCGUAGUUCGUUGUCGUAGCUGCGUGAUAUGGCCAGGCAGUGCGCCCCAGAAGCUGGGAAUUAAAAGGAGAAAUUAUAUUUAUAAAUCAUAUUCGCCACGAGACUGAUCGCAUCCCUUUCGUACGGGCUAAAAGUGUCUUACGCAUAUAUAACUGAUGCACGUGAUUUAAAGGACGAAAUGGAAAAGAGCAGCGGAGACCAGGAGUUUGAGCAGCCAGCAUGCAGCGACCAGAUCGCGCAGGAUGCCAGCACAGAAAACUGUGAUGAAACACUAGUACUGCACCUGUAUCCCAUCGAACCAGCAGAUAUCAGCAAUGAAAUAAACCUCGCUCAUUCGUUGACCGGCGGAUCACCAAUAAGCAAUAGUUUAGCAGGCAGUUCUGAAACCCCGAAAGAUGAGGGAGUGUUUAAACAUUCGACCACCCUAACCAACAGACAGCGCGGGAAUGAGAUCACGGCACGGCCCGCGAAUCUGGACACUCUCUCAGUGCACCAGCUGGCGGCUCAGGGGGAUCUCACACAAGUGGCAGGACACCUGAGCAAAGACAGCUCCCUGGUGAACAGUCCGGAUGAGCGGGGCUUCACGCCACUCAUGUGGGCCGCAGCAUUUGGUGAGAUCGCCGUGGUGGACUUUCUUCUGGAGAAGGGAGCUGAUCCCAAAACACUUGCGUGGGAGCGGGAGAGCGCCCUGUCUCUGGCCAGUUCCGGAGGCUACGCCGACAUCGUGGACCUCCUGCUGAAACACGGAGUCGACAUCGACACUUAUGAUUGGAAUGGCGGCACUCCCCUCCUCUAUGCAGUACGGGGGAACCACGUGAAGUGUGUGAGCACCCUCCUUGCUGGCGGCGCUGACCUGACCGUCGAGGCGGAUUCAGGCUACAGCCCCAUGGACCUCGCCGUAGCCCUCGGCCACAAAAAGGUCCAAAGGGUGAUCGAGGAUCACAUCCUGGCACUGCUGAAGCAGAAAGCGUGACAACAGGAAGCUGCUUCGUCAUAGGCGAGGAACGACCCGGAAGAGAGGGGUCUGCAAGGCGCUUGGCCACCACCAUCCGACACGGGGGCAGUCUGCUGGCAGACUGCGGGGAUUCCAUAAACAGGAGUUGUAGUCCAUCAUUCCUCAGUAAUCAUGCAUGGAUGUGUCUGGCCAGUCAGAUGCGAGCACAUAUGACUUAUUUUAUCUUGGCAUUAAAGUGUCAACUCUGUA
Messenger RNA from Brienomyrus brachyistius, 1253 nucleotides. Its product is annotated as DNA-binding protein RFXANK-like. The transcript has 9 exons. Gene Ontology annotation, cellular component: nucleus. Gene Ontology annotation, biological process: regulation of transcription by RNA polymerase II. The record is from RefSeq and is a predicted model, not a curated record. NCBI's taxonomy places the organism in Eukaryota, Metazoa, Chordata, Actinopteri, Osteoglossiformes, Mormyridae. Gene Ontology annotation, molecular function: protein binding. The coding region runs from base 228 to 1022 and encodes 264 amino acids.